AGACAAAAUCCCGUGUAGGGAGAGAGUCCAAUCGAUCAAACUUGUCACUAAUCUUUCUCCGACAAACCCUGCCUGAGACUCCGAGGAAUAAGACGACUUUGCCAUCCACUGAAAGCAUAACUCCUCUCGAUAAAAGAUCGAUUCGGUUCACCGGUCUCGUCUCUCACCGAAAAGCUUCUGACAACCUUCCAACUUGAGGAAGACGAGUCGUCGCUGGAGAAUAUACUAGACGAAUGGAGGAGCUGGAUUUUUUCAAGUCCCCCGACGAGUUUCCACCAAGACGUGGUGGCUAUGGCCUGGUACAUGUAGAUUGUGUUGGAAAGCGUGGAUACACUAACAGUGCCUUGGUGAAUCUUUAUGCCAAGCUCGGCCUUCAUCGCUACAACUGGUUAGAGGGGACAAACUUUGAGCUAGAUAGCAUAAUGAAAUUCAACAUGCGUGGUGCUGCAUCUCCUUACUACAUAACCUUGGUUGCGUGCCUUCCAUCCAGCGGUUUGCAGCAGAUCUUUCAGGUUCUCGUAGAGGAAGAACGUCUUGGCAUUUUAGAUUUGACAUGCCCCAUCUCUAGACCUCAAGGGACCGAGAGUUCAAAGAAGGAGUCAACUCCUUUCUCACGUCCACAUUCCGAGCCAGUGUCUGCUACCCACCAAGACAGAUUGCUUGGCUGGACCAAGUCAGUAAUUCCAUGGCCCUCCUCCGAGAUUGGUUUCAGUGACACAAAGCGUUUUUACAUGUUGAAUGAAUCUGAGUUGCAAUGUGAUUGGAUUUCUUUGUAUGUGGAACUUGCAAUCUGUACUUCCCAUAGGUGGUUUAAAGCUAGGGAUCUCUCUAACUUUGAGUUGGAGAUUGUCCAAGUGGCCAUAGAAUCUCUUCAUGAUAAGGAGCCACCAAGUCUCAAGUCUAAAGCUGCGGUCAUCUACAUAGCAUACAAGGAUUUGGCCAAGGCUAGGACUGGUGAGCCUUAUCACUACCAAGUUGUGGUGAGACGAGUCAUCAACGAAGCUACAGGAACAUUGAGCAUCCAAGGUGAUUGCUGGAUUGCAGCAGCAGCAACGGCUUCGGGCCUCCGCUCUUCCCCCACGAGUUGAUUACCAAACUCUAUUUAAGACAUUUGAAGAUGCCUAUCGGAUAGUAGUAAUUAGUGAUGCUUAUGUGUUGUGUGCUUUUGGUCUCUAUUUAAGACAUCGGAUGACUAUGUACUUUGUGCUUUUGGUCUCUCUGUUUUAAGACAUUUGAAGGUAGGAUCGGAUGGUAGUAUUGAACUAAUAUUAAUUAGUGAUGCUUAUGUAGAUUUGUUAUAUUGUGGCUGGCCUUUAAUGUGUUUUCUUCAUUUCA
Molecule: messenger RNA, 1335 nt
Organism: Brassica oleracea var. oleracea
Lineage: Eukaryota; Viridiplantae; Streptophyta; Magnoliopsida; Brassicales; Brassicaceae
Product: UPF0725 protein EMB2204-like
Exons: 7
Coding region: 234-1088 (284 amino acids)
Source: RefSeq, a predicted model, not a curated record